Helianthus annuus (common sunflower) is the source of this 1972-nucleotide messenger RNA. RefSeq names its product cysteine--tRNA ligase, chloroplastic/mitochondrial. The transcript has 9 exons. The record is from RefSeq and is a predicted model, not a curated record. Bases 571 to 1776 code for a protein of 401 amino acids. Gene Ontology annotation, molecular function: ATP binding; cysteine-tRNA ligase activity. Lineage: Eukaryota; Viridiplantae; Streptophyta; Magnoliopsida; Asterales; Asteraceae. Gene Ontology annotation, biological process: cysteinyl-tRNA aminoacylation. Gene Ontology annotation, cellular component: cytoplasm.
AUCCGAAGCUUGAAUUGAAGGUAUGGCUGCUCUCCACUUCUUCAACUUCUACAAACCCUUAUUCCGAAUCCAUUCUCGUAAACUCUUCAUCACCAACGUUGGCACAUCCAACAACCGUCUUCAUAAACCCAACACCAACAUAAUCCGGUUUCUUUCUUCUUCCUCAACAUCUCUAGGGCACUCAAAUGUAUCGAAAACCGUAGGGUCUUCUGAAAAUGUUUCAAAAUCAAAAGAACAUGAGCUGUGGCUCUAUAAUACGAUGAGCAAAGAGAAGGAGUUGUUUAAACCUAAAGUUGAGGGUAAAGUUGGGAUGUAUGUUUGUGGUGUUACUGCUUAUGAUCUUAGUCACAUUGGUCAUGCUAGGGUUUACGUUUCCUUCGAUAUCCUUUUCAGGCAGAUAUCUACGGUUCAUGGGAUAUGAAGUCAAUUAUGUUCGAAACUUUACUGAUGUUGAUGAUAAGGAUAGCUUAGUGCAAUUUUCAAAUUCUGUAGAUAAUUGCUAGAGCAGUUCAAUUGGGAGAGGAUCCAAUCAGCUUAAGCAGACGCUUUUGUGAAGAGUUUAAUAGAGACAUGGACUAUCUUCACUGCUUACAUCCUACUGUAGAACCUCGUGUUUCUGAUCACAUGCCCCAAAUCAUUGAUAUGAUAAAACAAAUUCUUGACAAUGGACGUGCCUACAGAGUUGAAGGUGAUGUAUAUUUUUCUGUUGACGAGUUUCCUCAAUAUGGGCGACUUUCUGGGCGGAAGUUAGAAGAUAAUCGAGCUGGUGAACGUGUAGCAGUUGACUCGAGGAAAAAGAAUCCAGCUGAUUUUGCUCUGUGGAAAUCUGCAAAGGAGGGUGAGCCUUUUUGGGAGAGUCCAUGGGGAGCUGGAAGACCUGGAUGGCAUAUAGAAUGCAGUGCAAUGAGUGCUGCUUAUUUAGGUUACUCGUUUGAUAUUCAUGGCGGUGGAAUGGAUCUUAUUUUUCCCCACCACGAAAAUGAAAUCGCCCAAAGUUGUGCGGCAUGUGAUAAAAGCAACAUAAGCUAUUGGAUACACAACGGUUUCGUGACAAGCGACUCUCAAAAAAUGUCCAAAUCACUUGGUAACUUUUUCACAAUUCGCCAGGUUAUAGAACUAUAUCAUCCAUUGGCGUUGAGGCUUUUCCUGAUUGGAACACACUACCGAUCCCCUAUCAACUACUCUGAUGUACAGCUGGAAACUGCUUCUGAUCGCGCUUAUUACAUAUAUCAGACAUUGCAAGAUUGUGAAGAUGUCGUAGGCCAGCAAAAUGAAUCUAGUCAGAAAGAAAAUAUACCUACUGAAAUACUCGAUUGCAUAAAAACUUUUAACGAUGUAUUUAUUACUUCAAUGUCUGAAGAUCUUCACUCUCCAGUUGUCCUCUCUGCAAUCUCUGAUCCUUUGAAAACUGCCAAUGAUCUUCUUCAUACCCGUAAGGGGAAGAAGCAAAAAGCACGGAUACCGUCACUUGCUGCUAUAGAGAAGGCUAUCAGGAAUGUUCUUGAUAUUUUAGGGCUUAUGCCAGCAAGUUACCAUGAGGUUCUGCAGCAGCUGAGGGAAAAGGCACUGAAGCGAGCAAAGUUAACCGAAGACCAAGUUAUUGAACAAAUCAAUGAUAGGAACACUGCACGCAAAAGUAAGGAGUAUGAACGAUCAGACGCGAUCCGAAAACACUUGGCUACACUUGGUAUCGCCCUCAUGGAUAGUCCCGAGGGCACAACCUGGAGACCAGCUAUUCCGCUUGCCAUGCAAGAACAGCAUUCCCCACAAUCUUGAAAUCACAAUUUAUUUAGCAGGAACACAAGCUGCUGAUUCGUCUGGUGCCUGUUCAACAGUUUUAAACUAAUUAGUACGGUUUCAUUUGUUGGUUUAGCUAUAGAUUGAGUUUGUCUCGAGUCCAUUUGUUUUAGAUUGGACGUUUGUUUGUCUUCGAAUUAUUUUAUCACUAAUAUACAGAGGUUGGUUCUCGUAA